CUAUUUUUCAUAGAACCGGGUCCUAGCAGUGGCAAUUGUUUACUAAACAAGGGAAAAUUUGAUUACAUCAAGACAAAGGAAAACUGCACGUCCAGGGUUAAGUAUCAGCACAACACAUGCCGCGGAACGUGCGAGUCCACGUCCACUUCAACGUAUGGUGAGACCGGCUUGGAUUCGUUCUGCGCAUGUUGCCAGCCUUCAGUGGGAAAACUCUGGACUGCGACUCUGGACUGCCCUAACAAUGAAGUCCGAUCGACAAACUUUUUCGAGAUUAUAGCGUGUCGCUGUCGACAGUUCAAGUGUGUUUCUGAGCAAGACAAAAGCGGAAUGGAAGAGAUUAACGAAAAAGGUCAAGUUGUGGACAUCAACCAACAGAGUGUCGGCCGAAGACGUCGCCGUUAA
Pocillopora meandrina is the source of this 402-nucleotide messenger RNA. The record is from the annotation of a GenBank genome assembly. Lineage: Eukaryota; Metazoa; Cnidaria; Anthozoa; Scleractinia; Pocilloporidae.